This is a messenger RNA of Cornus florida, 972 nucleotides long. RefSeq lists its product as uncharacterized. Bases 1 to 972 code for a protein of 323 amino acids. The record is from RefSeq and is a predicted model, not a curated record. Lineage: Eukaryota; Viridiplantae; Streptophyta; Magnoliopsida; Cornales; Cornaceae. The transcript is spliced from 2 exons.
AUGGUGAUAGAGUGCCAUCCUUCCACAGCAGUUCAGGCGUUCAAGUUAGCUAUGACCCAAGGGACACCGUUCCAUACCAGUCUGGUGGUGAACACGCCGAAGACAAUGGACGAGUUGAAUGAGAGAGCUGAUGGUUUCGUGCGCCUAGAAGAAGAAGAAGCAGCUAAUGCUAGGAAGUCAUCUAUCAUCUCCACGGAAGAGAAGUCUAAAGCGAAGAUACGACAGAAGCAAGGUCCUAUGCAGCGUCAGACCUCCUGGAAGGCAGAGAAGAGACCUAGGGAGGAUGACUUGGUUACUCCACUCAAAGUUACGCUGGCAAGGCUAUACCAAGAGAACAAAGAUAAGAACUUAAGGAGACAAGUGGAGAUGCUGAUCGCUAGGGGAGAGUUUGCAGGGUAUGCUCAAAGACCAACCCAAGAGCAGAAUCGACCAAUUGAGCAAGUCAAAAGAAAUCAAAAGCCGAAUCACCAUAACAUUCAGCCCGUUCGGAUUAUAAAUGCGAUUCAUGGUCAACCUAAACGAGCCGAAGAGUCCGAAGAAUUGACCCGAACGCGUCUUCGACAAGCACAAAUGAAGAGAAGAAUAGGCAGUGUCAACACUCUGUACCAGCAGAGCGCAUCAACACAGAUAAGAUUCGAUAAAGCGGACUUGAUGCGAGUUCAGAUUCCUCAUGAAGACCCCCUGGUCAUUAGUUUAACAGUGGCAGAAUGUUUGGUACGAAGGGUGCUAAUUGAUCCAGGAAGCAGUGCUAAUAUAAUGCCUAGAGUCACCUUCGAUCGGCUGGAAAUCAAACCAGAAGAGCUCAAGUGUACUGGGAAUCCACUAUUGGGAUUUGAUGGAAAACGAGUUGAACUGAUCGGUACAGUAGAGUUGCUUAUCCGGGCAGCCGAACAAGACCUUAUCGAGAGCUUUGUGGUGGUGGAGAUCCAUCCUUUUUUACAAUCUACUGAUGGGGAGAGGGUGGAUUCAUAG